AUGCCAGCAGCUGGUGCGGCCGUGCCGGCCGCCGCCGAGGGAGCCGGUCAGCUGGAGGACCUGGACGAGCCGCCGGAGCCACGUGUACGCGGUGGUAGUGGACGGGCCGGUUUGAUGAAACCCCUGGUGGUGUUGGCCCUGCCCGGGAUGUAUCUCUUCUACAAGUACAGCCAGUACAGGAGGGAGCAGCGCGAGUUAUCCCGGAGAAGAGUGACCGAGAGGGAGCUUCAGCAUCUUCAUCACAAAAUCGACAAAUUGCUGACGAAACUAGAGGAGAACGAACCAGAGUUGGCAUCUUCACAGGAAGAUGAGUGCGUCAUAUGCGUGAAUGCGAGGGCGACGAUGCAAACCGCGCCAUGUGGGCAUCGAGUGGUCUGCAGACGCUGCUUCGUCAAGACGAUACAAAUGGCGGUGUCCCAGAGGCUCUUGCCGCUGAGAUGCGUUAUCUGCCGAGCGAAGAUCCUACGGUUGAAGCAGACUCUCAUUCCGCGUGAUUAUUCGAUGUCGGGUAAAUCCUGGGUACUCCCCCAAAGCGCGUCGGAGUACAACAUGGGCACAGGCAUUACCGCCGGCGUGUCCGGUCCCGGCGGCAGAUGGGGAGCCGGAAGCGUGCCAGCCUCUGCCUCUUUAUACUCAAUGGCCAGCGGUUCGUCCUCCAUUUCUGGAGUGUCUUCCGUCUCUUCGGCAACUUCCUCGUCCGCGCAUAGCACCGGAAGUUCCUCUCUCGGCAAACCGACGAGGGUACGGCAACCUAUAGGCGCCACUCUCCGACGUUCCCAGACGCAAUCGAUGAAGAUGCGAAUUCAGGAAUACCAGGAUCCGAUUCAACAAAUCACCGAAGAGGAAGAGAUCAUGCGGGAGAAUCGAGAACGCCGAUUGCCGCCAAUCAAAGAAUUCCAGAGGGACUACCGUGCUGGCAAGGCCUCCACCAGAAUCAGAUGCGCUCAGAAGAUCGUGACGCAGCUGGAAACAUCGCCGAGCCCAAGAGGCACGUCCGCCGUGACAACGUCGACGUCGUCGGCGUCGUCGUGCAGCCGCGCCGCCUCUAAGCGACCGGCGACGGCGCCGAAGAAAAUAUCGGUGGUCCAGGAGGUACAGAAGUCGAAGAAGGAGAAGGAGCGGGAGAAAGAGCGAGAGAAGGCGGAGAAGGCACGGCAGAAGGAGGAAGAGAAAGCGGAGAAGACCAGGCAAAAGGAGGCGAAGAAAUUGGCGAAGGAAGAGAAGAAGAGAGCGAAGAAGGAAGCGAAGGCACGGCGAAAGGAGACCGAGGAGGCACCUCUCCUAAGGGACGAGAAGUAAGGUCUGACUGACUCGUAUAAAAAUCUCGAGAGAGAUAUCGAGACGUCGUCGUGAUACAGGUAUCCUAAAGAGUUGAAGUACUCCCUGGAAAAACAGUAUCCAUCAUUUUUACGGAAAAAGUAACGUUUCAACGGAAAAACGUUGCGUGUGCAUUGGUUAAACAUGUGGCGAAACAUAUGGUAAAAUUUAAAAAAAAGUGUUGAAUGCAGUGUUCCUCCAGGGUGCCCUUCAGUUUUCGACAACUGACGACGCUUUUUUGGUAUCUUGUAUUUACGGAGGAUCGAUAAUACAUACGGGAUGAGUUACGGACACUUCGUACAAUUGCGACGACAAAUUAAAGGAGGCAGAGCAAAAGGCUGAGACUGAUGCCCUUUGAAAAUUCCAGCAUUCAGUUACUGACUAAUGAACAUGGCCUAGCGCGAUAGCGGCUCUCCAAGAGGCGAAAUUGGUGCAAUUACAGAGAAUCUGUUUGUUAAUAAAUCCAAGUGUAUGAUUUAUUCACUGCUGAGCAAGUUACAACAGCUAACGCCCAGAAAAUCGUUUCGAACAGUCCGUAACUCGUCCCGAUUUCCUCGUCAUCUUAAAAGAUUAGGUUCGCAAGAGGGUGAUGAGAGAAGACGUAAUACCUAAAAAUGAAAAAAAAAAAUUCUAGAAGCGGCCAAACUUAGUAACCUGUCAUAUCGAGUUAUCGCGGACUAAUACUAUUAUCGAUAGGAAAAAACUCGAAUAUAGCGCUACAAUCUAGAACUUCAAGCGAUUAUUUCAACGUUAUAUCCCUUAUUACUGCGUCCUUUAUUUAUUCCGAGAUCAUCCUCUAUAUUAACUUGUUUGAGUCAUUCUGCCAAAAUCUGCCAUUUUAUUUAGUCCGAAGUGAUAACCCCUUAGAGUUAAUAAAGACGAUGCGCGCAAAACGUGAUCUCUAUUGAUUAUAAUGAAUAUAAUCAUUGCAAAGGUAUACUCAAUUCAUAGAUCGAUACUCACUUGCGCGACCAGCCAUUCUCACCGCAGCGUUUAAUCGCCGACUACUAAAUUCGCAAUAAUCUACACAAUCCCAUUCCUCCAGUCAAUUUAAACUAGUCAUCAUGUCUACGAAGUCAAGGAAGAAACACUCGGAUUCUUUUACCCUGCAGCAUCUUAUCUCAACAGUGGAGAAUCGCACUCGGGAUAAAAUGCUUGCAAAAUGUAGACGGAAUUUUUCUAUUUUAUUAGUAGCCUAGUAAGAAAAAUUUAUAUGAAUUUAUAUACUUUUAAAUAGUAUUAUAAUAAGUAAGAAAGGUUCAUUUUUAGAAUCCCAAGGAGGUCCAAUAUAAAGAUCUAUACUCAUAGCUUCCUAAAGGUCAAAAUAUUGCGAUUGAAGCAAGAAAAGACGCAAGCAUUUUUUCCCGCUUUCGCAUUUCUCCCGCAUUAAACACCCCCUAUCCCAUCUCUGUCAUAUGUUGUAAAUACACCCGCGCAGGAUUUCAUAAGCGGACGUCGAAGGACGACUUUCGCGCCGCGUCGCAAAAGUCGUACAAGCCGCGUACGACGAGGGUAGCCUAAAUAAGAUCGAUUUGUUAAAAGAAAUUGCGCGAGAGAGUAUACCUAAACGUAACGAAAUAUAGAAGAGUCUUAUAUAGUACACAAUAUACACAAUUUAUAAAUAUAUAUUAUAUAUUAUAAAUAUAGGCAGAAGAGCAGAAAAAUUUUUGGAACGCAGCGCGUGUCUCGUUACUGUUCGUAGGCUCGUAGAAAAAAAACUCCCGUUAUCGAUUAUAUACACACACCUUCGGUUCGAACUCUUCUCCCCCUCCUCCCCUCCCCCGCUCCCCUCCCACCCGCUCGACAAUUCGUGAGCAACUAUUAACUUAUAAACGAGUGAAGCAAUUAAUUAAUGAAAUCGCUAUACUGUAUGGGGCGUAUAGUAGAUUUCUCGUAUAGUGUUUCAACAGACGCAGAUUACAUGAGAGUUACGCGCUGACGAGCUUUAACGACAAAAACCCCUGUGUCGCCGACACACACACCCCACACACACACACACACAUAUAUACGCGCGCGCGCGCGCGAACGCAACAAUUCUUCGACUUUAGAUUCCGCCCUUGAUCUCGAUUGACUAUCCGCCUUGCAAGUCUCCCGUAAGCAGCCGAAAAUCAAAAGAACAAUUUUUUACAAAGUCUACACGUCAAAAACUGCAAGUCUCGAUAUCAAAAAAAAAAGAAAAAAAAGAUCAGCGAGUAGGAAAAUAGUCCGAUGCGAGGAUCUACCUUCGCAACAGGUAGACGACAACUAACGGCGACAGUAAAAUUCAAUGUUGUUAUUUUCAGCGAUCGCAUUUUUAAUAGCAAUGACGGUUUGAUAAUGAUGACAAUACUUCUUUUGUAACCGAAAGAAAGCGGGCGAGAGUGAAAUCUUUCGGGAACCACGAACUGUUUUACGAUGCUAUCACGUCAAAACAGGCGGGACGGAUGAGAAAGUCUCAAAUGCCAUUUCUUGUCUAUUUCAUUGAUUCGCUCUGUCGGAAUCGAGCUCGAUGCACAGUUGUAAUACAGACAAAAAUAAAGAGAAUCAAACAUUGGGCAUAUUUUAAUAAGCUACGCGACAUUAAAUGCGAUAGAAUCGUAAGACACGAAUCAUAUCUGCCUAAAUUUCAGUAUCUCAAAUUGCGGUAUUGAAUAAUUUAAAUUAUGCAACAGCUGUAGAACAACGUAAGUACAAUUUAUUCCCACAGGCUUUUGUCACGUCACGCGAGAGGACAAAAAUUGUAUUCAAAACGUUUAAUUCUUUUGAAACUCAUCAAAAAAUGGUAUGGUUCAACGAUUUAGAAAUCAGGUAGACGCAAUAUGAAAGUAGGAAUCAGCAUUGCCGAGAAAAACGAAUGCCGGCCGUAUUCGUAUAAAGAAUUGGAAUUUUCAAUGUAAUGCUAAAAGCGAUCGUGCACAUAUCAGUAGUAAUUAGUCGAUUUUAAAUUAGCGUUUUCGUUUGAACCGCAUUGCGCCGCUCCAAGACGACCCGAAUUUCGCCCGCCUCCACCAGCGAGUGCCGGGCAGAGCGAAGUAUAAUUAAACAUCAUAAAAUCAUGAGCGACAAUGAGGUUAAUCCGAAAUGCUACUAAUUAGCGUGUAAUAUUAACCGUCAAUUAUUGUACUUGCUGCAUCGAUCCCAACUGCGACGAGCCCGACUCGUACGGCGUACUCAAUAAUCAAAAAAAUAAGCUCACGAGCGAUGCGGAUUCUCCACUUACUGAGCACCGCGUAGGAUCAAAUCGAAAGAGAAUAUAUGUAUAAGAAGAUGAAAAUUUUAACAAAUUGUAAAAUUAUAAUUUUGUAUUGAUUUAACUUCUCUACAUUGAUGAAAAGGAUCUGCAGUAGAAAGGAAUUCGGGGAACUCGAUGUUCUGUACAGGAAGAUAGGAUUUUUUUUAAAGCGAGACAUAGGCAGGUGUAUUCGAGGUUCGUCAUUGUAAGAAGUCAUUAGAACACUUAGAGUUUAGGAAGUUUUUCUUACUACAGCUCAUGCGAAACGCGAGACUUUCUCGAAUCCCGGCGGAAACAAAGGGAGUAGCUGCGAAUGAGAAGCGCAAUUAGCACGUGCAUUUGGAAUGCGAGAGUCGCGACGGGACAGCGCGAGGGUGUCUUCUACUACAGAGCAAAAGUCAAUUUUAUCGAGCGCACCGCGUACACGCAAAUGUUGAAUUCGUGGCCGACCUUCGUGGCAGCAAAAUCGAUACGAUUCGAUUUCCCAAAGUCACGCCAACAGGAAGGAAAUGCUUAUGUCCGCGAUGAGAUUCGUAUCGGAAUGAAAGCGCGGAAGCGAGAACGCGAGAGUUUCGUUAGACGUAUCCUCGCGCAAAGCGCUCUCGAAUCCCUUCGGUACAAGUGAAUGUUGUUAAUUUUGGCGAAAAUACCUUCAACUAUACCAUAACUGAAUUUGAAGAAUGUAUAUUCUACUAUGAAUAAAAGCCAACUUGAAACCAACUUGAUCUAAGUAAGUAAAAUAACAUAGUCUUGUGCAAAUUUGGUGAUACUCAGAAAAUAAUUAUAAAAUUACGUAAAAUUAUAAAGACAAUCUUCAUAAU
Molecule: messenger RNA, 5349 nt
Organism: Wasmannia auropunctata (little fire ant)
Lineage: Eukaryota; Metazoa; Arthropoda; Insecta; Hymenoptera; Formicidae
Exons: 8
Coding region: 1-1299 (432 amino acids)
Source: RefSeq, a predicted model, not a curated record